GGAAGUUGUCUGAAGAGUCCCGUGUUUUACGGUAACAUUGACUUGACGAGAGUGAUUGAAAUCUUCCCCAAAUCCAGUUGUUCGUUCAGACGAAUACCGGAAUUGAAGACUUCAAUUAACGUGUUCGAUCUGCUCACGAAAGCUUCUCACCAGAAAGAAAAACAAAAGCAAUAUACAGUCUCUUGGUAGACAUAGGCAUAUGCUCCCACUUCAUCAGUUUCAACGAUCGCACAAUGUCUCAAACCGCUUGGAAACUGGUAUUCCCCUCUUUGUUCCUUUUCUUAAUCGGUCCUAAAAUCCAAGGACAAGAUGCAGUAGACAAUGUUAGAGGCUACAGCUGCUCUGAUGGCCCAAAACGAUGUAAUACAUAUGCUUUUUAUAAAGCCCAGGCUCCUAAAUACCUUGAUCUGGUGAAAAUCGGUGAUCUAUUCGGUGUUCAAAAGUUUGAAAUAACAGUACCCAGUAGUUUGCCUGGUAAUACCUCUUCUGUAGCUGAAGGGCAGGGUUUGUUUGUUCCGAUUAAGUGUGGUUGCGUAGGAAAUUAUUCUCAGGCCAACAUACUCCACCAGAUACUGGCGGUAGAUACCUUUUGGAAGAUUUCAACACAGAACUUUGAGUAUUUGACCACAUAUCAGGCUGUAGAGAUUGCAAAUCCUCAUUUAGUAUCAGAAAAUCUCACUAUUGGUUCUUUAAUUACCAUUCCGAUCAGGUGUCAGUGUCCAUCCGAAGCCCAAAUUAGUAAAGGGAUCAAUACGCAGAUAACAUAUGUUGUACAGAGAGAAGAUACUCUUGAAUCCAUCAGUGAAAAAUUUCUUGCAAAUCUCGAGGAUUUGAUGUCUGCGAAAGGUAUGCCUUCAAAUUUAAUUCCUAAUACUACACUCUUGGUUCCUAUCUCUGUAAGACCAAAAUUAACUCAAUCUCCAUCUUCAAAUACAAAUAAUGGUUCUUCCGUUCCUGCACAACCACCGUCACCAUCUUCGUCUUCAAGUACAAAACUAUUUCUGGGUGUUGGAUCUGGCAUUGUGGCUUGUAUGGCAGGUGCGCUGUGGGUUUACUUCUACUUUCUCAGAAGAAAGAGAGCUGCAUCCAUCAGUGGCCAAAAGCUUCUAGCAGACAUGGAUCUUGACAAGCUUCUACACCACAUUCCGCGACGAUUUAAGAUUGAUGAUCUAAUAGUCGGAACUAACAAUUUCAGCGAAGCUCAAAAGCUUGGGCAGGGAGGAUUCGGCGGAGUGUACAAAUGCAAUCUUGUUCAAACAAAUGAGAUUGUGGCUGUAAAGCGCAUCUCAGAAGGUUCGAGGCAAGGGAUUAAGGAAUUCAUUUCAGAAGUGAGUAUAGUUAGUCGUUUGAGACAUCGGAAUCUUGUUCAACUCUUGGGAUGGUGCCACGAGCAAGACCAGUUGCUUUUGGUCUAUGAAUAUAUGUCUAAUGGAAGUCUAGACAGACAUAUUUUUCCCAAAAUAGGAGAAGAAGAGCCUAGAGUACUGCAAUGGAGUAUCAGGUAUAAAAUAGCCAGUGAAAUAGCAAGCGCAUUGCUGUAUCUUCAUGAAGAAUGGGAUGAAUGUGUUGUGCAUAGAGAUGUAAAAUCAGGUAAUAUUUUGCUGGAUAGCAAUUUCAGCGCAAAGAUUGGGGAUUUCGGGUUAGCGCGUAUGGUGAGUCAUGAGCGUCUAGCUCAAACCACCCGAGCUGCGGGAACAUUGGGAUAUUUGGCCCCUGAAUGUGUUGCAUCCGGAAAAACUAGUCCUCAAUCUGAUGUUUACAGCUUUGGAGCCGUGGCUCUAGAAAUAGCCUCUGGCAAACAGGCAAUAGAUGUGAGCUUGGUAGACUUCGACAUGCGUCUUGUAGCAUGGGCAUGGGAUCUAUAUGGUGGAGGUAGACUGUUGGAGGGUGCAGAUGUGAGAUUAAAUAGAGAGUUUAAAGAGGAAGAAAUGGAACGAUUGAUGGUGGUGGGGUUGUGGUGUUCUCAUCCUGAUGCUACUAGUCGCCCUAAAAUGAGGCAAGUGCUUAGGUUACUGAAUUUUGAAGUUGCAGCGCCUCUUCUUCCACCUGCAAUGCCUGUACCAUCAUAUGAGACCAACAGGCCUUCACUUCCAGUAGUAUCACACAGUCUUCCUUCUUCUUUGAGUCCAAGGUAGAUUUAUCUUCAAUUUCUUUAGUCUGUUAUAAUUCUCUAGGUAUGGGCUAACGUUAGCCUAGCUUUCAUAUGGGGAUAACUUUCUUGUUAAGGGCUAUCUGUUUGGGGGUUGCUUUUUUUGUUUCCGCAGUCUGAAGCAUCAAUGAAAAGUGGCUAUGAAGCUACAUAAAAUUUAAGUUAUGUAAGAGUCUUUUUCAUAUAUAUAUAUAUGACUGAAUAGCCACUUCUGCGUUAUAUAUAUAUAUAUAUAUAUGCUCUGAUAAAACAACCACAGUAAGGCUAUUGUUCCAAGAAGGGGGGUUUCCUGAAAAUAUUUAGUGGGUGUUGCUAGA
Molecule: messenger RNA, 2466 nt
Organism: Cryptomeria japonica (Japanese cedar)
Lineage: Eukaryota; Viridiplantae; Streptophyta; Pinopsida; Cupressales; Cupressaceae
Product: L-type lectin-domain containing receptor kinase IX.2
Exons: 1
Coding region: 234-2135 (633 amino acids)
Biological process (GO): protein phosphorylation
Molecular function (GO): ATP binding; protein kinase activity
Source: RefSeq, a predicted model, not a curated record